CUGUCUGACUGGAGAGACAGGAAAGAGGGGGCCAUCCCAGUAAAUCCGCGUAAAUGGCGUAAAUAUGUCGUUUCUUAUGCCAAUCCUGACGUGAAAUCUGGAUACCAGAAUUCGUAGAUUAUCAAUAAACAGGUAGAAAACAAACACGCACAAUGCCGCCUAAAAAAACAUCGGCGCCAAGCAAAAAGGUGGAGGCGAAGAAAAAGGAGAAGGUUAUCGAGGACAAAACUUUUGGUAUGAAAAACAAGAAAGGUGCCAAGCAGCAAAAAUUCAUUCAACAAGUAGAAAAACAAGUAAAGUCUGGGGGCCUUAAUCCACGCAAGGUCGACGAUCCCAAUGCUAAAAAAUUAGAAAAAGAAAAGAAAUUGAAGGAACAGCAGGAGUUAGCCCUGAUAUUUAAACCAGUCCAGACCCAGAAAGUUGAAAAGGGAAUCGACCCGAAGUCCGUGAUAUGUGCAUUUUUCAAACAAGGACAAUGUACGAAAGGAAACAAGUGCAAGUUCUCUCACGACUUGACCAUAGAACGAAAGGCAGAAAAGCGUUCGCUUUACUGCGACAUGCGAGAUGAUGAUGAGGAUGAUAAGGCAGCUGAUACUAUGGAUAAAUGGGAUGAAGAAAAACUGAAGGAAGUUGUAGAUUUGAAACACGGGGCUGCAACAGCGAAUCGGCCAACGACUGACAUUAUUUGUAAACAUUUCUUGGAGGCAGUUGAAAAGGCAAAGUACGGUUGGUUCUGGGAAUGUCCGUCGGGGUCAAAAUGUAUCUACAGACAUGCUUUGCCUGCUGGAUUCGUUCUUAAGAAGGAUAAGAAGAAAGAUGACAAGAAGGAUGAAAUUUCAUUAGAGGAUCUCAUAGAAAGAGAAAGAGCUAAUUUGGGACCAAGCCAGACGAGAAUAACAUUGGAGAGUUUCCUGGCGUGGAAGAAGAGGAAACUAAAGGAGAAGAAGGAACAAGCAAUCAAGGAUGAGGAAAAGAAACGAAGCGACCUCAAAGCUGGUCGUCAAGUUGGAAUUUCUGGAAGGGAAAUGUUCUUUUUCAAUCCGGAACUCGCUACUGGAGAUGGUAUGGAUGAAGGUGAUGAGGCGAUUGCUAGUUACGUUCGCGAUGAAGAUGAAGAUUCAGAUGGUAUUGAGUAUAAAGAAUUGGACGUAGAUAGGCUUGCUUAUGAAGUUGAAGACGUUGAUAGUGCUGGUAUUACAAUCGCGAAAGAAGAUCGGCUGAAGAGUAACAACCUUCCGGAAACGAAUCACGAAGAUUCUGUGACGGUCCUGGGAGAAGGUGCUGCAGCUUUAGCAAUUAACGAGAACCUCUUCACGGAAGAAGACCUGGAAGGGCUGGAGGAAGAAUUAGGGGACCUGGACUUGGAGGAGUGAUCCAGAUGUCCCCUUUUCACUCUCCUCGAUUCAAAACCCUUCCUGAUACUCGUAUCCAAAAGUACUAUCUCUUCGAUUAUUCAGUUUUCGUUUAGAAAUCGACGCAUGUCGAUCGGCUGCGUUCAUGUAUAUUCCGCUCAGUACAUCUUAAAUAACUUAUUAUCAGAGAAGUGGAACUAUUCAAUAAGUAGGAGAUGUUUAUAAAUGGGUACAUAAUAAAUCUGAUGAAUUUGGAAUUGUGGUUUAGGCUAUCCUAGAAGUUGAUUCAAAUCGUUAGUUAUUUAUUCAAUUUUCGGUUUGUAAGAAUAUUAGGAAAGUCAAUUGUAAUCACAAACUAUCCAACUGCAUGAAUUUUUAAACUGCUCCGUUCUGUGCCGUGAUCGAUGUGAUCGUAUUACAAACUUAAUACGCCGUUUACAAUAGACUUGGAACUUACGGUUAAAAUAUUUUUAUCAUGAACCUCUCCCAAUCUCUUUUUAAGUAAAAGUUAAAUAAAAUGAUAUUAGAUAAU
Molecule: messenger RNA, 1884 nt
Organism: Belonocnema kinseyi
Lineage: Eukaryota; Metazoa; Arthropoda; Insecta; Hymenoptera; Cynipidae
Product: zinc finger CCCH domain-containing protein 15 homolog
Exons: 7
Coding region: 153-1373 (406 amino acids)
Biological process (GO): cytoplasmic translation
Cellular component (GO): cytosol
Molecular function (GO): metal ion binding; mRNA binding
Source: RefSeq, a predicted model, not a curated record